This is a messenger RNA of Lobosporangium transversale, 438 nucleotides long. Its product is annotated as dUTP diphosphatase. Gene Ontology annotation, biological process: dUTP catabolic process; dUMP biosynthetic process. The coding region runs from base 1 to 438 and encodes 145 amino acids. Gene Ontology annotation, molecular function: dUTP diphosphatase activity; magnesium ion binding. NCBI's taxonomy places the organism in Eukaryota, Fungi, Mortierellomycota, Mortierellomycetes, Mortierellales, Mortierellaceae. The record is from RefSeq and is a predicted model, not a curated record. The transcript is spliced from 4 exons.
AUGCUCGGUCCUUUACUUGUCAAACGACUCUCCGAGAAGGCUCGAAUUCCUACCCGUGGAAGCAAACAUGCUGCAGGGUUCGAUCUAUACAGCGCAAAAGCCAUGACCAUCCCUGCAAAAUCUCAAGGUGUCGUACCUACAGAUAUUAGUAUUGCUAUUCCUGAGGGCACUUAUGGUCGAGUAGCACCUCGAAGUGGCCUUGCUGUCCGUCACUUUGUUGAUGUUGGCGCUGGAGUUGUUGAUUAUGACUAUAGGGGCCCGAUUGGUGUUGUCUUAUUCAACUUUGGGCAGAAUGAUUUUGUGGUGGAGGAAGGAGAUCGUAUUGCUCAAUUGGUCUUGGAGAAGGUUCACAUGUGUGAGGCUGUUGAGGUGAAGGAAUUGGAUUCUACUGAACGUGGAUCUAGUGGAUUCGGUAGCACUGGUGUCAAGCUUGUAUAA